Molecule: messenger RNA, 1566 nt
Organism: Cryphonectria parasitica EP155
Lineage: Eukaryota; Fungi; Ascomycota; Sordariomycetes; Diaporthales; Cryphonectriaceae
Exons: 4
Coding region: 1-1566 (521 amino acids)
Molecular function (GO): 2-oxoglutarate-dependent dioxygenase activity
Source: RefSeq, a predicted model, not a curated record
AUGGCAGGCGCGGGAGACGAAAGGGCCAUCGGUCUCACCGGCCCGGAAAGCAGGUUGUGGGAGCUGUGUGUCUCUGCGGCGCGGGAUGUCAAGGAGGAAUGCAGAGAUGUCUUUCCAGGGGUGCAGGAGGCCUUUGCAGGCUGUGGUGAGCCGCUCGUGCACCUCCUCGGUCGACAGGCGUCGCGAGUCGCCGCUCUCGUCAAUAUCGACCAUGUCCUUCUCGUAAAGAGACUUGACGAUGUACUCUCGGUCGCGUAUUCAAAGUUCUACGCACACUUAUACAAGAUUGUGCCGCUGUGCUGGAGGCAGCUGUAUACAGACGCCGCUAUCCUGAAAUUUGCCUGCCUCUACCUGCUCUCCUGCCAGGCCUGGCCAGGUGGGGAUGCCACUCUCGGCAGCCGCUAUGCGAAGACAAAGGAUGAUAUGAUGGACGCCAUGGUGGAAACGCUGGACAAGGCGCUGCUCCUGGCAGGAGCUGGCGGCCACGCUAGGGGCAGAAGGUGGGUCGAAGAGGUCUUUGAGCUGCUGGAAGGCAUCACCACGAUGGAAGCGCCAGUGCCGCCGUCCGUUGUCAAUACCCAUCACGAGCCGGACACCCAAAGAGCCCGCUCGCCUGUGGUGCCACCGCCGAUAAAGAGACAGAGGCUAGACGCCUCGUUUCCUGGGCGUGCCCCCAUCACGCCAUGGGAAGGCCAGCCAAUCUUUAUGACCCAUGAGCCCUUCACGCCACCCGUCCGCCACCCGAUCCGUCGAGAAGCCGCGCAGAACAUGGACAUGCCCGCCUUCCAGCGGUACAUGGACAGCGCACCGCGCGGCCUAGGGCCCGAACCGCUGGUUUUAACCGGGCUCGUGGACGGCUGGCCGGCCCGGUCAAGUCGGCCGUGGGACAGGCCCUCGUAUCUCCUACACCGCACGCUCCAGGGUCGGAGGCUGGUGCCCGUGGAAGUCGGGCGGAGUUAUGUGGACGCGGGCUGGGCUCAAAAGAUCCUGAAAUUCUCUGACUUUCUCGAAAAGUACAUUGUCGACCCCCCACCUGACAGCAGACCCAUGGCCUACCUCGCCCAGCAUCAGCUCUUCGCCCAGCUGCCCCAGCUACGCGGGGACGUCCUGGUCCCGGACCAUUGCUACACCACGCCGCCAGGACACCCGCAAGACCCCUCACAGGACCAGCCCGAGCUCGACGAGCCCAUGCUCAACGCGUGGUUUGGGCCUCCAGGGACCAUCACCCCCCUCCACACGGACCCUUACCAUAACUUGCUGGUGCAGGUCGUGGGCAGGAAGUAUGUCCGCCUGUACUCACCCCUCCAGCGGUCCAAGAUGCGCCCGAGGGGUAAAGAGGGUGGGGUCGAUAUGGCAAACACAAGCCUCUGGGACGUCGGCGUAGAGGAAGGGUGGGAUCCAAGGAAUGAACACGAUGAGGAAGAAGAGAAGGCUGGAUUGUUAUCCAAUGUGCCGUUUGUGGACUGCAUCCUCGAGCCGGGGGACACUCUCUACCUGCCCAUCGGCUGGUGGCACUACGUGAGGGGACUAAGUGUGUCCUUCAGCGUCAGCUUUUGGUGGAAUUGA